Cyphellophora europaea CBS 101466 is the source of this 1041-nucleotide messenger RNA. RefSeq lists its product as uncharacterized. Gene Ontology annotation, biological process: transmembrane transport. Bases 1 to 1041 code for a protein of 346 amino acids. The record is from RefSeq and is a predicted model, not a curated record. Gene Ontology annotation, molecular function: transmembrane transporter activity. Lineage: Eukaryota; Fungi; Ascomycota; Eurotiomycetes; Chaetothyriales; Cyphellophoraceae. The transcript is spliced from 6 exons.
AUGGCUGACCCACGCAACAUGGAUCGAGACGCCUUCGUCUACUGGACGAAAUACUGCCGACAAGGCCUCGCGACAGCUCCUGCAUCGAUCAUAGCAAUUGCGGCCGGUUCCCCGCUCGAGAAUGUCAAGGUCCGAAUGCAAUCACGCUACUUCCCAUCUGCCAUAAAUGCCACCAAAUAUCUCUACAGAACCGAAGGCCUGCGUGGCUUCUGGGUCGGCACUUGGGCUCCUUUGGCUUCGCUCACACUCACUCGCACUCUAACCUUCUCUAUCUACCGACAAGCGAAGUACCAACUGGAUUCCAUGAUCGAAACCGUCACAGGCUCGUCGCCGCUUCAACAUGUGAACCGAGCUGGAACCUACCCAACUUUGUCCACCAUCCUCUGUUUCACUGGCUCUGGCAUGAUCGCUGGAGGUCUCUUGGCCCCGUUCCUCACCCCCGUCGAGUUGAUCAAGAACUGCACUCAAUCUUCGGUCCUCAUGGCCUCUGGUUCCAAAACCUCCACCACCGCUGCCAAGAACGUCGGCCGUGUCUCAUCCAUGGAUUCUGCUCGACAGAUCAUCGCCGAGAGAGGAGUCAGCGGCCUGUUCACCGGAUUCCGUCUGCACUUCUACCGUGACGUCCUUGGCACUGGCCUCUACUUCGGCAUCUACGAGACGCUGAAGCAAUCAAUCAACAGCGCCUACGGCGCAGACAAGGUCAAUGCUCCCGGAGCUGUCAUGUUCGCCGGCGCUGCGUGCGGUGUUCUGUCGUGGACGAUGACCUAUCCCCUCGACACGAUGAAAACCCAGGCCCAGAACCGGCUGGUCGGUCUCGGUGCCAAGGCUGCGGCUGACGCCACCAAGGCGUCGGCUCGCACCCUGUCCAAGUGGAAGGGCUUGGAGAUGGUGAUUCUGCGUUCUGCAUUGCAGAACAUGAUUCAGAUGUCGAUUUUUGAAUACCUGAAGGUGCAAAUCGACGACUUGGCGUUCAGCAGUGGCAGUAAAACAUUGCCUGAGAUCGAGCGUGAAUUGGGAAGAGACAAGAAGAGAAAUAAGUAA